Molecule: messenger RNA, 1833 nt
Organism: Gasterosteus aculeatus aculeatus (three-spined stickleback)
Lineage: Eukaryota; Metazoa; Chordata; Actinopteri; Perciformes; Gasterosteidae
Source: RefSeq, a predicted model, not a curated record
GCUACUCCUGUGACACCUGCAGAUGGGUAUAUUUACCUGCGACGUGACUCAGGUUGCAUUUUCUGUUGGUGACCGAAGUAAUGGGAGUGUUUUGGGCCUUGCUUGUUUCUGUGCUGACUGUCUGGUUUACCAAAGGCUCUGGUUUGCCGGUUGGUGGCAAGAAUGAAAUGAGUGGUAAUGGGCAGCAGAGGACAAUGAGAGAUCUAUCUCCUAAUGACUCCUCCAUGAAGAAGGCCCUUACACUUCAGCAUUCACUUGAGUCUGUGUUGCUGAGGAAGUCUAAAGAAGUCCAACUGGAAACCAAUCAAGUGGAAGUGGCGACAUCAGCUGUCUACCUGCAUAUUGUUGAAAAGGCGCAGGGCGACAAGGGCAGCACAGGCCAGAACGGCACUCUGGACGAUGGCAGCACAGGCCAGAACGGCACUCUGGACGAUGGCAGCACAGGCCAGAACGGCACUCUGGACGAUGGCAGCACAGGCCAGAACGGCACUCUGGACGAUGGCAGCACAGGCCAGAACGGCACUCUGGACGAUGGCAGCACAGGCCAGAACGGCACUCUGGACGAUGGCAGCACAGGCCAGAACGGCACUCUGGACGAUGGCAGCACAGGCCAGAACGGCACCGUGAGCGACGACUCUGCAGGCCAGAACGGCACCGUGAGCGACGACUCUGCAGGCCAGAACGGCACCGUGAGCGACGACUCUGCAGGCCAAAACGGCACCGUGGGAGACGACAGCUACCCCAGCAGGAACAACGGCACCGUGGGCGACGAUGACUACGAAGUCCAAAAUGGCACAAAGGGCGACGACGCCGCAGGCGGCAACAACUGGACUCUGGCCGACGACGACUCUGCAGGCGGCAACAAUUGGACUCUGGCCGACGACGACUCUGCAGGCCAAAACGGCACCGUGGGAGACGACAGCUACCCCAGCAGGAACAACGGCACCGUGAGCGACGACUCUGCAGGCCAAAACGGCACUGUGGGAGACGACAGCUACCCCAGCAGGAACAACGGCACAGUGGGCGACGAUGACUACGAAGUCCAAAAUGGCACAAAGGGCGACGACGCCGCAGGCGGCAACAACUGGACUCUGGCCGACGACGACUCUGCAGGCCAAAACGGCACCGUGGGAGACGACAGCUACCCCAGCAGGAACAACGGCACCGUGAGCGACGACUCUGCAGGCCAAAACGGCACUGUGGGAGACGACAGCUACCCCAGCAGGAACAACGGCACAGUGGGCGACGAUGACUACGAAGUCCAAAAUGGCACAAAGGGCGACGACGCCGCAGGCGGCAACAACUGGACUCUGGCCGACGACGACUCUGCAGGCCAAAACGGCACCGUGAGCGACGACUCUGCAGGCCAAAACGGCACCGUGAGCGACGACUCUGCAGGCCAAAACGGCACCGUGAGCGACGACUCUGCAGGCCAAAACGGCACCGUGAGCGACGACUCUGCAGGCCAAAACGGCACCGUGAGCGACGACUCUGCAGGCCAAAACGGCACCGUGAGCGACGACUCUGCAGGCCAAAACGGCACCGUGAGCGACGACGCCGCAGGCGGCAACAACUGGACUCUGGCCGACGACUCUGCAGGCCAAAACGGCACCGUGGGCGACGACUCUGCAGGCCAAAACGGCACCGUGGGCGACGACUCUGCAGGCCAAAACGGCACCGUGGGCGACGACUCUGCAGGCCAAAACGGCACCGUGGGCGACGACUCUGCAGGCCAAAACGGCACCGUGGGCGACGACUCUGCAGGCCAAAACGGCACCGUGGGCGACGACUCUGCAGGCCAAACGGCACCGUGGGCGACGACUCUGUAGGGCA